Strongylocentrotus purpuratus (purple sea urchin) is the source of this 2339-nucleotide messenger RNA. RefSeq names its product tripartite motif-containing protein 2-like. The coding region runs from base 204 to 2339 and encodes 711 amino acids. Gene Ontology annotation, biological process: positive regulation of DNA-templated transcription. The transcript has a single exon. Lineage: Eukaryota; Metazoa; Echinodermata; Echinoidea; Camarodonta; Strongylocentrotidae. Gene Ontology annotation, cellular component: nucleoplasm; chromatin. The record is from RefSeq and is a predicted model, not a curated record. Gene Ontology annotation, molecular function: ubiquitin-protein transferase activity; zinc ion binding.
GCAGUCAAUAAAGAGAACCGCCAUUUGCUUUGCUCCUCCGAACGGCAAGUAAUACUAGACGGGUGUACGUGGGCUACCAAUCAUGAAUACGUAGUUCAUCUAUACGCGUGUAUAAUAGUAUAGAGUCUACUCAAGAAAACUUGGGAACAUUACUUUCUAUGAAGAUCUUCUUUCAAAGUUAAGGGCCAGGAAUAGUGAUCGCCAUGGCUUCAUCGAACACUGAUUUGCUAGAUUCUGUUGUUUCUGAAGAAGUUGAAUGCGCCAUAUGUCUCAAUAAGUUGGAUACACCACGUAUAUUAACAUGUCUGCAUAGCUUCUGUGAGAAGUGCUUGGAGAAGUGCAUCCAGAACCAAAAAGAUGACUCGUUCCAGUCAGGUAACAGCACCUUGAAGUGCGCACUCUGCAAUGAAUAUACUGCCCUAAACGAUGCUGGUGUCCGUGGACUGAGACUCGACUUCAGAGCUACGCGUUUAGUGGAAGCUCUUCAGGAAAAGGAGACCCGGGAACUCAAACUUGCCAGUUCAGCCCAUCGCUGCGAGGCUUGCGGACGUACUGAUCCUGGAGAACCUGCCUCGACGGAAAAGUCGCCUUUCACCUACUGCCGAGAAUGCUGCCAGGUCCUCUGCCAGCGCUGCUCUGAGGCUCAUGCUGGUUUACGAAUGAGCCGAACGCACACAGUUGCUAACAUAUCUGACUUGCUCAGCGGGAAAGUAACCAUCCAGAGCAAAGACGACUCAAUGCUAUGUCCAAAACACGACGAAAAACUGAAGUUUUUCUGCGUGGCUUGUCUUGAACCUGUUUGUCAUGACUGUACCCUGAUUGAUCAUAACCGAGAGCAGGGACACCAGCUCCAAUUCCUGAAGGACUUUGUCCCUACCAUCCGUGAAGAGCUAAGCUCACGUCAAGAAGAAGUUUCUAAGAAAUCUGAAGAGUUCUCAGAGUUUCUUAACUUGGCUGACGUACUCGAAACCAAUAUCAUCCACAAAACAAAGGAUACAAGCAAGAACAUACAAAAAGGUUUUGUCGAAUACCAUAGCAGGGUAGAAGAGGCGCGUUUGCAAAUAGAGAAAGUGGCCUGUGAGUAUAUUGGUGAAAAAAUUGAGCAGCUGAAUCAACUGAGGAAGAAAACACAGCAUAUCAAAUCACUGGCGGAGAAGAGCUUGUUAUUGACAAACCAAAUCAUGGAGAAUGAGCAGGAUCUUGUCGGUAUGGCCUCUAUGUACAAAAGUCUUAGAGAGGCCAUGGACAGAGCAAUUGCUGAAAAACCUGAUGAGCAGGAGCUGGAAAAUAUAAGGGAAUAUAUUGAUCACUUGCACUAUCACGUGACACCUCUCGACGCAAAAGUUGGAAAAGUUGCGGUAGGGUGUAACUGCACAGAGCGCAGUACUUCGAGCGUUGCUUGUAAGAGUGGUCCCAAAGAUGUACAGUUUACUCGCGACGGAAGAAUAUCAGCCAUUGUCGAGGCUGAAUGCAUCGUAGGUACACCAGAGACAGUUUAUGUACAGACCGGUAAUGAAACAGUCUACACACGUCCAGCAUUCGACGGCUGGCCCCAAUACACAGCCGUUAAUCGAGGGGUUUAUCAAUCCAAAGAGGUGAAAAAUCUUAAAAUGUUUGCUGCAAUCAAGCAGACAGCCACGAGCCUCCCAAGCUGUACCUCGUUCAAUUGGACCUGCUGGCUUCCAACAUUGCAGUAUGACAGCAUCAGGUGCUUUACUUCUCUUUCAGAUCAUCGCUUCGUCAUUGCAACCACUGAUGCAAUGUUGUACAUCCUUGGGAAUACUCUAGGAGAGAUGUCUCACGGUUUACCCGGUAAACGAAGUAUAUCAGGUAUGGCAACAGAUAACGAAGACAACAUCUACAUCACUGAUAGCGAAAACCACAAGAUAUACAUCCUACGAUCCGACGGCAACCUGAAGGAUACACUGAACGUUGAAGACAUCUCACCGACCUGCGUCGCUGUCCCUCACAUGGGACCUGACGUCAUUGCGGUCACGCACGAACCAGCCACGGUAUCCAUCCUAGACCUCAACGGGAAUGCUCUAUGCUCCAUCCACAACGAGGAAUGGAAGAAGGUGGCCAUCGGAUGUGAUGCUGAUCGGCUGCUCUACAUCCUCUGGUCCGACCAGAAUAACGAGAAGACGCUGCAGAGGUAUACCUUCCAGGGGAUACAGGUAGAUACUCUGUUUGAGAAGGAAUCGCACAGCUGCAACGAUCUUGUUCUAGCAGUGUCACCAACAGGAGCUUGUGCAGCUGCAGUGGUGACCACGACCGGUGUUGACGGGGAAGUGGUGACUGUAGCGCCAAGAGAAAAGCCAUCGUCUGAAAUGGCUUCAUAG